AUGCUGAUGGAAUGGACUCAGCUGCGCCCCGACCGACCGUUGUCUAAGCAGCACCUCAUGGACCAGCUAAGGUUUGUGAAAAGAACAAAAAAGAUUACCGACAUCGAAUUUGAUGAGAUAAAGGCUCGGCUCGGAAGGGACGGAUUGCUCGUGACGGCUGGCACUGACAACGCUGUGCCUGCGGAGCUGCCGGAGGCGAAUGCUUUGGGUGAGUUUGGUGCGUCGAUCCUGGUGCCUGGUUCGUGUGACGGCAUGGUGACUAGCCCAGACGUUGCUGAGGCCACCCACAGUGAGUUGCUGGACGCUUCUGUUGAUGGUUUGCGUGGAGCUAGUCCUGACACCUCAGUUACAUCAGGUGGUUCGGGUGAUGGCACUGGCGCAGCAAUGCAAACUGGCACCAACGCUAGUGACACCCUGGGUGCGUUCGAGCCAGAUAGUACACCACUCUACGCCAAACUUGUUGCAAUCUACGAACAGUGCGGUGCAACUACUCCAGAGUCCAGGUCGAGCCUACCUGUACCUAGGCACGUGGCCAGGAAGUCUCUGGCCUCUGCCACUGCCCGUGUGAACAAGAUACUCCCUAGACUCCUGGAGUGUGACCGUGAGGUGCGAAAUGACACCACCUCGCUUGGCCAGAUCAGUGACAUGGUCUAUGCUGGGGCCAAGCUUGUACUCUCACUGCUGGAUAUCAAUACAGAUGGUACCCCUGACACAACUAGAGGAGAACGCUCCUUGCCUGCCUGGCGACAACGCCUUGAAAAACGUGUUUGUGCACUGAGGGCUGACGUCUCCCGGCUGACCAGCUUCCUGCGUGAUGGAUCCCUCUCUGACACCAACAUCAAGCAGCACAGGAUCCACCGGCAAUAUAAAGUCCAGACUUUGGAUCAGGCCCGCCAGCUACUGGAGCAUACGAAAAUGCAGCUAGAAGCAACAGCCGCACGGAUCCGGCGCUAUAAGCUAGAGGCAACACGCAGGUCGGAGAAUCGUGUUUUCGUCACGAAUGAGCGUCAGUUCUACCGCAAUAUGACCAAGUCUACGGAAAUGCCUGGGCAGCGACCAGGCUGCUGCGCAUCCAUCGGCUGA
Molecule: messenger RNA, 1083 nt
Organism: Sycon ciliatum
Lineage: Eukaryota; Metazoa; Porifera; Calcarea; Leucosolenida; Sycettidae
Exons: 1
Coding region: 1-1083 (360 amino acids)
Source: RefSeq, a predicted model, not a curated record